ACAGGGGCUCCGCGCGUCCCUCUCUGGGCUCUACCCCCCGCUACCACAACCCCCUUUCUACAAAAACUCCAGCCCGAGUCUGCAGUUUCUCACUCCUCGGUCUUUGGGGAGCUCCGCGCCCCGGCGGGGGGUGCGAUGGCCGCGGGUGCGGAGGGCUGGCGUUUGCCCCCUCAAGUCGCCCGCCGGGUGCUCGCUCUUGCCACUGGCAGACUUUUCUUUCUUUCUUUCUUUCUGUUUUUUUUUUUUUUUUUUUUUCCUCUUCUUCCCACCCCCCCAUAUUGACUACUUGAGAGUUCUCUAUUUAUAGCAGCGAGGAACAAGGGAAGUGUGCCAUGUUUGUGGAUUUCUCUCUAUACAUUGACCACGACAGAAAUCUGCGGGUUCUUAUUUUUAGCUGGCUCGGAAGAGGCUUUGCCUGGCUAAUCUCUUUAUCAAUUUUAGCAAAGUUUUUUUGUUGUUGUUGUAUUGUGAGUAAUUUGGGGGGAGGGCUGGUGCCUGAGGAUGUGCUUGCACUGCGAUCGACCCCGACGAGUUAGGCUGAGUUUGGGGCGCAGUUUGCCGGUGAGUAGGACGGACCUUCCCCGGGGAGGCGGCCCCGAAGCACCCUCCGAACGUCCCUACACAAAGGGGCAGGUCUUUGGGAUCAGGCCCUUCGGAGCCGGAGGCCUGGGGUGAGAAGCUCCCCCAGAGCCUGGCUGCCGGGGCAGAGGAGGGGGCUCGACCGCUCCGCUCUCCUCCCGCUAUUGUUGAGCCCCCUCGCUUCGAGCAGCCGCUGAAAACAAGUGCAAAAAGCUCGGGAUAAAUCCUCGCCAUCGCCCUGCCGCUACUUUUAGUAUUUUUUUUCUUUCCCUUUCCUCCUCUCUCGUUGGCUCAUCUGCUGUUAUUAUCAGUCUUUUCCAUAUGGCCACUUUAAUUAAUGGCAGACAAAAGGGAGUUAGGGAGGGGAGGAGGAAUCCAGGAAUUAGAGUUUAUAGUUGGUUUGUCUCUGAUGCUGUCAUAGAAACCAGAAGCAAAGAUGCCGCCUUUCCACUUCUUUGUAUGAUCCUGUUUAUUGUUCCCGAGCGGCGCAGAUUGGAGCAGGCGCAUGUUGCAAAGCGCAAACCACCGCCUGCUGCUGCGGCCCGAGAAGCCCGGGCACGACUUGUCCCCUUUAGCUCUUUCUCUCUCAAAGCUGCCUUCCCUCUCCUCUCCUUUCCCCUCUUUCUCCUGCCCCGGGAAGAACAAGGAUAACUUUUUGCUUGCGUGUUUUUUUGUUUGGUUGUUGUUGUUUUGUUUUGUUUUGUUUUGUUUUCCAAGUGGUGUACGGGGUUUGCGGGAUCCCAAAGGCUAGUUGAGUCGGCAAAGUCCUUCAGAAAGUUGAGUUUAUCCUUUCACAGAAAGCAGACGGGAGCUGACCCUUGUUAUCCCGGCGGAGCUGGGGUCCGUGUACCCCGGAACGACGGGUCCGGGUCUGGCCCGAAGUGCCGUUACGGCGGGGGCACCGUCUCCCCGGGGGUGAGCGGCGACUUCCCGGGGGUCUCGUCGAGGAGGCGUCUGGGCGGGCAGAGCUGCUUGUCCCCUGCGCAACCCCGAACAAGAGGCCGUGAAUCCGACCCCUGCUCCCCGUCCCAGCCCUCGGGGGGAGAGGGGACAGCAGGGGCAACUCGGACUGCAGGAGAGCCGGAAAUGCAGCUCCCCCCACCUCGCACCCUCCUGGGCGCACCUGCAAGGGGGAUGCUGGGGCUCGGCCCGGUCGGAGGGGCGUCCCGCCUCGGGACAGUGCUGAUUGUCACUGCUGAGGGUGGCGUUGGUGUCCCCUCGCCUUCCCCUUUUUUACCCCCACGCCCUCGCCGUGUGGCUAGUCGGUUCCUGCUCCCUUUGCCCACAGGCUCCUCCGUGUCCCCAAAGCAGGGAGGACACAGAGCAGGGGGAGAGCAGCCCAGGGGUCGGGGCAGCGGCCCCCACACCUCCCCCAGGUUUUGUUUUGUAGAGCCGGGCUGUGUCGGUUAAUGGCCCCGGGGGGGGCACACAGCGAACCCCGGCGCCUUCCAGCCGCGGGCUGGGGGAAGUCAUUAGGCCGGCGACUAACCCUGAUGGGCCGGGACUUUUCCCAGCGACCCGAAGCUGGGGGUGGGCAGACGAAGCUCCGGCUCUGCGCUCCCCGUCCCUCGGAGUCCCCGGGGGGGGCCGGCAGCGGAGCGGCCCCCGUUCCCGGCAGUCAGAUGAUGAGGGCAGGGCUGGCUUAGCAAGACGUAGCUCGGCGUCAGAGCAGCUGCCAUUUUAUCAGGCAGUGCUAAACUCCCCCCCACUCCUCCUCCCGCCCCCGCGGAAGCCUUCGCUUUGAGCGGCUGCCUCCAAACUUGGCUUCUUGAUAGGGCAUGCUGCUCAUCUUGGGCUUUGGGGGGAGCAGUGCACCCUAAAUCAGCAAUAGACCCUAACCAGGCUGAUUUACACAGCUUUGGGUGCUCAGGAAUAGAAACUCUUCUCCUUCCCCCAAAUCCCACCGUGGUUUUGCACCAGGGCUUGAGGAGAGCAAGUGAGUUCACUCUCCUGAGCUUGAAAAUAAUCAGGAGAUGCAACGCAAAAUUUGUCACUAGCUCCCUGUCCGGUGAGGGACAGAACACUCCUUUUGCAACCUGCGGGUGCUUAUUUUGCAAGCGGUGCUGCUGUCCACCUCACUCGAAGGUUUGGGGAGACUCUUUGCCCCCCCAAGAGCUGAGUGAUGAGGGGAAGCGUCAGGUUUACAGGAAAGGCCGAAGUGUGCGGGGGAAAUCGCCACGGCUGGGCUGGGCUUCCCAGAAGACAUGAAAUCAGCGUGGGCAGGGGAGGGAGAAGGUGGUGGGAGGGGAAGCAUCGCUUCACCACUGGGAAGUCAGACACGAGAAUUUAAUGGCAAAGUAGGGGGCAAUACCCGGUCUCUCCUUUGCUUUUUGUGUGUAUGUGUCAGUUUGCAAAUGAGAAGGACUUAGUUUUACAGCUGCAAACUGUAUGGUGUGGUUACUCGAGCUGUUUUCUUAACAACAAAGGACAUCUCCGUCACCACUUUGUAGCUGUUCUUUCUCGUACGUGGGAGCUGACGGUGGAGGAUCCACGCUGUAAACUUAGAGCUAAGAAUACACCACCAUGUGCUACUUUUAUUUCUCUAAGAAGUCCUGCUCUGAGUUAUUUGCUGUGCAAAUGCUGUUUACUCUCUAGCUGUGCAGACAAGGAUGCUGACAGCGGGGAGGGAAGCUAACAGACCCCAGGGUUAUUUGUCUUUUGGGGAGAGAGCCCUACAGCAGCAGUGUGAUAGGGACUAGCAGGCUGGGAUUAACUUCUACCCAUCUUCUCAGUUUCCAGGUAUUUCUAGAGGUUUGUCAGGGCAGAAGUUGCUGUCAGGAAGCCUCACACUUUGCACAUUUCUCCUGGGUUUUGCUGGUUUUUGCAAAGAAUAACUCCACCACCUACACAUCAGCGCUGCUCUCCCUGGCUGUGCAAUGCAAAGUCCCCCCACAUCUCUAGCAUCCUUUAGCCUGGCUCGUGUGAAACUUCCCAUCUUAAAAUAUUCUAUAUCACUUCUGAGCCUGUUUACCCUUGCAAUGUAGAAACUUGGCCCAUCACCUAAUCCUCAGAGAGGAGAUCGUGGUGUGAAUAGAGAAGCUUGGUGAUAAGCACGUGCUAUGAAAAGUUUCUGGGAUGGGAGAAAUGCCCCAAAUCACCUUGCUUUUAGAGUGAAAUGAAUUUACUCGAGAUUUCUGAUCUGGGAUCUGGGAACAAGGUCAAGAGUAAUGACGAAGAGCAGGGCUGGGGCAUCCCUUCUGCUCCCUUCAGAAGUGGGAGUGCAAUGUCACCCCUCACUGCCCCUCAAUAUUUUCACCAAGGAGAAAAGAGCUUGGCUUGUGUGCGUUUGGAGGAAGCAAGUUCCCCCUCCUAGCAGGUUGAUUCAUGGAAGGUAAUUUCUGAAUGUGGAGUGUUUGUCCUUGCAGAGCUUGGGAGCUGCUUCACCGGGAGCACCUGUGUGGUGGCUCAGCCCUUUGGGAAAACACGGAUGGUGAAGAGCAGCUUCCAAGAGUCUCCUCCCCGUGCAGCUUUGCUGGAUUUCCCAGUAGGAGGGCAUCCCUCCACUUCUCCAAGAUGCUUUGCCUCUGGGAAGAGGUUGUUUUUGCCAUGGGAGCAUCUGGCGGUGGACAGUGAGAAAAUGAAUUUCGGGGUGAGCUGCUGAAUCAGAGGUGGACCUGUGGAGAGAAGAUCAGCAGCUGCGAGGGAGCUGCCAGCCUGCACGGCACACGCAUCAAGAUGAGUUUAGAAAAUGACGAUAAGAGAGCACGCACACGAUCGAAGUCUAUCAGAGUGCCCACGGAGCUCAUCGGCCAGGAGGUGAGCUGUCCAACCCCAGGCUGUAACGGCUCAGGACACAUCCGUGGGAAGUAUGCAAGACACAGAAGUUUACAAAGCUGCCCUCUCGCAAAGAAGAGGAAACUUCAGGAUGUGGAAACCGAGCAUCUGGUGUCAAAGAGAAAAUCCCAUCCACUCAAGCUGGCCUUGGAUGAAGGCUACAAUGUCGACAGUGAUGGCAGCGAGGAGGCCGAGGCGAAGGAGGAGUCCGGCUCUGAAGAGUCAGAGGGGACGCUGGAGGAGGAUGAGUCAGAGGUGGUGGAGCAGGAGGAGACCCACAGCCCUGAAACGGCAGAAGAGCGAAGCCCAGCAAAAUCAACCCAUUACGGACAAAACACGGCAACAAGUACAUCUGGGCCCAGCAAGGCCAACUACAGCAGCUAUCAAGAAAUAAUUGCCAACUCCCUCCUCAACCUUGGCCAGAUAGCGGAGGAAACCCUCGCCAUCGAAGGGCAGCUGCCUGAAGCUGAGCUGCAGGUCUCCAAGCCACCAUCCAACGUUGUGCACCUGGUCCAUGAGGAUGCUGGAGAGGAGCUGGUGGAGGAGGAGUGUGACAAGGAGAUCAUCAUCCAGACAGAGGACGCAGAGGAGGUCAUCGAGGUUACCAGCGAACGCAGCAGUGAGUUGUGUCCGGAGCACCGGGACGAUGCAAACUGCGAGGAGUCCUGCAAACUGCAAAAGGCUGAAGUAGAAGAAGAAGAUGAGGAGAACGAGGAGGAGGAUGAAGAUGAUGAUGAGGAGGAGGAGGAGGAAGAAGAGGAGGAAGAGGAAGAAGAAGAGGAGGAUGAAGAGGAUGAGGAGAUGGCUCCAGAAGUGAUCUGUGAAGAAGCUCCUCACACUUCUCAGGACACCCAGAAAAGUCACUGUGAAGGGCAGUUCAGCCCGAAGCCCGAGUACUCCGUCAUUGUGGAGGUCCGGUCGGAUGAUGACAAAGAUGACGAUGCCCGCUCCCAGAAAUCAGCAGUGACUGACGAGUCAGAGAUGUACGACAUGAUGACGAGGGGGAACCUGGGGCUGCUGGAACAAGCCAUCGCCCUGAAAGCUGAGCAGGUCAAAAUCGUGCGGGAGCCCAGCCGGCUGCCAGGAGAGCAUGUCAAGCACUUCCAGGUGGAUGAGAAACCGAGCAAACCACUGGACAGCAUCCGAAAGAACUACUACGGCAAAGAUCCCUCAAGACCUGAGAAGCGAGAAAUCAAAUGUCCGACUCCUGGCUGCGAUGGGACCGGCCACGUCACGGGUCUCUACCCUCACCACCGCAGCCUCUCUGGGUGUCCGCACAAAGACAGGAUCCCUCCCGAGAUUGUUUUUGCUUCCCUUCCCUUCUCCCCUUCCCCUUCUUGCUCCAAAGUCUUGGCGAUGCACGAGAACGUGUUGAAAUGCCCCACGCCAGGCUGCACAGGACAGGGUCACGUCAACAGCAACCGCAACACGCACAGGAGUUUAUCUGGGUGCCCCAUUGCUGCUGCUGAAAAAUUAGCCAAAUCACAUGAAAAGCAACAAACCCAGUCUGGUGAUCCCACGAAGACCAGCUCUAAUUCCGACCGGAUCCUCAGGCCUAUGUGCUUUGUGAAGCAACUGGAGAUCCCUCAGUACGGAAGCUACCGGCCCAACAUGGUCCCAGCAACCCCCCGGGCCAACCUGGCCAAGGAGCUGGAGAAAUACUCCAAGGUCACCUUCGAUUAUGCAAGUUUUGAUGCUCAGGUUUUUGGCAAACGCAUGCUUGCCCCAAAGAUUCAGACUAGCGAAACCUCACCUAAAGCCUUUAAAUCCAAACCUUUUCCAAAGGCCUCUUCCCCCAGCCACAGCCCCUCCGGCAGUUACGUGAAGAGCACUUCAUCUUCCUCCACAGCCUUCGACUACUCCCACGAUGCCGAGGCCGCGCACAUGGCGGCCACCGCCAUCCUCAACCUCUCCACCCGCUGCUGGGAAAUGCCAGAGAAUCUCAGCACCAAGCAACAAGAAGCCCCCGGCAAGUCCAUGGACAUUGAGGUGGAUGAAAACGGGACCCUGGACUUGAGUAUGAACAAGCACCGCAAGCGGGAGAGCACCUUUCCCAGCAGCAGCAGCUGCAGCAGCAGUCCCAGCGUCAAGUCCCCAGACGUGUCCCAGCGCCAAAACAGCACCAGUGCCACAAGCAGCACCAUGACCUCCCCCCAGUCCAGCCAGACCUCCCGCCAGGAUGAGUGGGAUGGGCCCAUCGAUUACACAAAACCAAACCGGCAGCGGGAAGAGGAGCCUGAAGAGUCAGAGCCUGCCGCCCACUCUUUUGCCUCCUCGGAAGCUGAUGAGCAAGAAGCGUCAGAGGAAAACUUUGAAGAACGAAAAUACCCCGGGGAAGUUACUUUAAGCAACUUCAAGCUUAAAUUCCUCUCCAAGGACAUCAAGAAAGAGCUGCUCACUUGCCCGACCCCAGGCUGUGACGGCAGCGGACACAUAACGGGAAACUAUGCCUCUCACCGCAGCCUUUCUGGUUGUCCUCUUGCUGACAAGAGCCUCAGAAACCUCAUGGCUGCCCACUCUGCUGACCUCAAGUGCCCUACUCCUGGUUGUGAUGGCUCUGGUCACAUAACAGGAAAUUAUGCAUCACAUAGAAGUCUGUCAGGCUGCCCUCGUGCCAAGAAAAGCGGGAUCAAGAUCACACCGACAAAGGAUGAUAAAGAAGACCCAGAGCUGAUGAAGUGUCCGGUUCCUGGUUGCGUUGGGCUUGGACACAUCAGCGGCAAAUAUGCCUCUCACCGUAGCGCAUCAGGGUGUCCCCUCGCAGCCCGCCGGCAGAAGGAAGGAUCGCUCAAUGGCUCCUCGUUUUCCUGGAAAUCGUUGAAGAACGAAGGUCCAACCUGCCCUACCCCAGGCUGCGAUGGCUCCGGCCACGCCAAUGGGAGCUUCCUCACUCACAGAAGUUUGUCAGGGUGUCCAAGAGCUACUUUUGCUGGGAAAAAAGGAAAACUCUCAGGGGAUGAAAUUCUCAACACCAAGUUCAAGACCAGCGAUGUUCUGGAGAACGACGAAGAGAUCAAGCAGCUGAACAAGGAGAUCAGUGAGCUGAACGAGUCCAACUCGGAAAUGGAAGCAGCCAUGGUGAAACUGCAGUCGCAGAUCUCCACCAUGGAGAAGAACCUGAAGAACAUUGAGGAGGAGAACAAAAUCAUAGAGGAGCAAAACGAAGCCCUGUUCCUGGAGCUCUCAGGGUUGAGCCAGGCUCUAAUCCAAAGUCUUGCCAAUAUUCGCCUUCCGCACAUGGAGCCAAUUAGCGAACAGAACUUUGACGCGUAUGUGAACACGCUGACUGACAUGUACACCAACCAGGACUGCUACCAGAACCCGGAGAACAAGGAUCUGCUGGAGAGCAUCAAGCAAGCUGUCAAGGGCAUCCAGGUUUAGAUGGGGAUGGAGAUGAGGAAACAAACAGACUGUAAGAUGGAACUUUCCUUCCAAGUAAUCAGGUUUACAAGUUAGAAAACUUGUUUAAUGAAUGAAAAAAAAAAAAACAAAACUUAAAAAAAUAAGGACCAAAAUGUAACCAAGAGGCCAUUUCUGAGACACGGAACUGAUCGAACUCAAUGUUCUCGUUUACUUAACUUUGGACCUUCUUGAGAAAAGUGGGAUUUUUCUACCUGGACUACAAGGUAGAUGAGGAUGGAAGGUUAAAUUCUCCAGUAGGCUGUGGGGCUUGGUAGCUGGUGAAGAGCAGACAGCUUUCCUGAGCUGCCACGCUCUCACAGAGUUGAUCCAAGGGUUGAAACGUUGCAAGAACAGGGUCUUGUCUAAUCCAAGACUAGCGUAAGACUGGCUUAAACCCUCAUGUUGUCUAUGGUUGUAUGUCCAGAUCACCUGCUCACACAUGAAUUACGUUCUGUAUUGCUACAAGUGCUGGAGCGGCAAGCUACCUGUAAAUCUGAACCUGUGCUGGGCCUCCCAACCCUGAGCUGUUCAGAUACCCACUGGGCACAGGACCUCUGAAGUAUUAUAAAGUAGCUUAUUUUUAUUUUCUGACAGAAAUCCGAAGAGUGGUUCUGGAUCUCCAGUGGAAAGCGCAAUGGAAAAAAGGUUCUCAGGGAAGCUUUUGGAGUUUGCAACUACAGUAUUCCUUUGUCUGUCUUAACUAUGAGAAUAGCUAUUAUGAAUAGGCCAAUACCAGAUAUUUCAUACAGAAGAAUUCUUUAAUGUGUCAUGGUCCAGUGUAUAUGAUUUUUUGGAAGUCUGUUUGAUGACAGUUCUGGUUCUUUUCAUUAUUGUGAUCAUGCUUACAGCAGCGCAGUACUGCCAGUCCAGAGAUCAUACAUCGAUGCCAGAGAACGUUUGAGAUUGUGAUGAACAAAAAGAAAAGAAAAAAGAAAACAACAUAAAGAGAGAUGUUAAUUGAUGGCCAGCAAAGUGCUUACCUACCCUGAAUCAGUAGUUGAUUUCUUACAGAUAUCCACAGGGCAAUGAGUAUUUUUUGGUUUGGUGUUCUAAGUUUUGUGCAAAAUCACAGUGCAAGCACCAUUCUGAAAAGACAAAAAAAUGAGAGUAUUCAGGUAUUGGGUAUUCUUCCAAAGAAGCAUUUUGUAAGCAGCUUGGUACAUGCAGCCCACUGUGCACUUACAGGACAACUCUAUGAAUGUCUUUGCGACACGGCUCUCCAGCACCCGCCCUAUAGCGUGUGGAGCCACCUGUCACCCCGCGGGUUUGCUGUCCCCAACCUUUGCUCCUGCCUGGAGCUCACUGUCCCCCUGCUACAAACACUUUGGGAACGGAGCGGGGCAAAACCUCCCAAAGGGGUCCCAGUGUGGGGUGCAUCUGUGUCCCGCAUCUGCAUCCCACAUCGUUCAUCUGCAUCCUACAUCCCACAUCUGCAUCCCUCCUGGCAGCAGGGCAGGCAGAGCUGGGGAGUAUUUUGCUGCCCCACACUAAAGGCAAGACUGUGGCAUCGUUUGGAGCCCAAUCCUGCAGAUAUUUAGGAAAAACUCCACAAUUUGCAGAAGUCAGUGGAUUCCCAGUGAUGGCAGUGGCCACCGACUGGUGUCGUUCCUGCUGGGUUCAGUGGGGGCGGCUGGCACAGGGGGGUUGCUCACACACGUGUUUGCAGGAUCAGACUCCACAAGUUCACUUAUUUUAGAACCCAUUCCAAGUGCAAAACUACAAAAAAGAAAGGGGAAAAAAAAUAAUAAUUUGAGGUGUUAAAAACACAAUGUUCUUAACAUGUAAAUAGAGUCCAAAUUGAUUGUGACUGCAAUUCAGUUAGUAUUUAAAAGUAGAGAAAUUGCACUUCCUGGAAGAAAGAGAGGAAAAAAAGAAGUAGUUAGUUUAAUUAUCCUGUAAAUUAUUUAAUUUUGGCAAGAUGUAUGUAAUUUAUAUUUACAACACCUUAUGUUAACUUUUUGCUAUUUAUUUAACUUUUUUAUUUAUUAAUUUUAUACUUAUUUUGAACUGGACACUGCACCAUAGAAAAGAAAAGAAGCAAAAAAAAAAAGUUAAAAAUUUAAACUUUUGACCAUAAAAAAUGAUAUUCCAAAAAAAAAAAAAAAAAGAAAAAAAAAAGAAAAAACCUAUCUACAACUCCUACUUGUAAUUUUGAUGCAACCAAGUUAUUUUUUAUAUAUUUUGUUAUUUAUUCUUUUAACGAUGGGAAUUUUUUUAAAGAUAUUUUAUAACUGAGACAUUUUGAUAAUUUUUUGGUUUGAUUUUUGCGGGGUGGGGGCACCGGGGUGAACAGAGACUUCUUCCGUUUCUUUCUUUUUCAUUCAUAUUGUUUCAGGCACUGAUAACAGGAAAUGAAAAUUCUGUAUUUAUUAUUUAUUUAAUAUUUAAGUCGGGGGGGAAAUGAACUGUGCUCUUGUUGUAUAUUUAUUUUGUCGUUUGUGUGUUGGUUAUGUGAUGACUGAGUACUUGUUUAUGUGAAGGAAUACUGUUAAUAUUUAAAUAAUAAAGAGUCACAUUGAAAGUUAUAGCAGGCUACAUGUUAUUCUGUGAAAACGAUACUGUGAUCUACUUUCCUCAGGAAAUGUACUUUGCAGACAGAACUUCCUCAUGUACUGGCAGGGUUAUUUCGUAAUAAAACCCAGUUCUGUUUGUGACUUUA
This is a messenger RNA of Columba livia (rock pigeon), 10414 nucleotides long. RefSeq names its product myelin transcription factor 1 (gene MYT1). The record is from RefSeq and is a predicted model, not a curated record. NCBI's taxonomy places the organism in Eukaryota, Metazoa, Chordata, Aves, Columbiformes, Columbidae. Gene Ontology annotation, biological process: regulation of transcription by RNA polymerase II. Gene Ontology annotation, cellular component: nucleus. The transcript has 23 exons. Gene Ontology annotation, molecular function: RNA polymerase II cis-regulatory region sequence-specific DNA binding; zinc ion binding; DNA-binding transcription factor activity, RNA polymerase II-specific. Bases 4255 to 7734 code for a protein of 1159 amino acids.